This is a messenger RNA of Orycteropus afer afer, 1905 nucleotides long. RefSeq names its product CCR4-NOT transcription complex subunit 3 (gene CNOT3). Gene Ontology annotation, cellular component: nucleus; P-body; CCR4-NOT core complex. Lineage: Eukaryota; Metazoa; Chordata; Mammalia; Tubulidentata; Orycteropodidae. The record is from RefSeq and is a predicted model, not a curated record. Gene Ontology annotation, biological process: regulation of stem cell population maintenance; nuclear-transcribed mRNA poly(A) tail shortening; regulation of DNA-templated transcription.
UGCGUCUUUAGGGCAGGGAAGAUGGCGGACAAGCGCAAACUCCAAGGUGAGAUUGACCGCUGCCUUAAGAAGGUGUCCGAGGGUGUGGAACAGUUUGAGGACAUCUGGCAGAAGCUCCACAACGCAGCUAAUGCAAACCAGAAAGAGAAGUACGAGGCGGAUCUCAAGAAGGAGAUUAAGAAACUACAACGGCUGAGGGACCAGAUUAAGACAUGGGUGGCAUCCAACGAGAUCAAGGACAAGAGACAGCUUAUAGACAACCGCAAGCUCAUUGAGACGCAAAUGGAACGGUUCAAGGUGGUAGAACGAGAGACCAAAACCAAAGCCUAUAGCAAGGAGGGCCUGGGCUUGGCCCAGAAGGUAGACCCUGCUCAGAAGGAAAAGGAAGAGGUUGGCCAGUGGCUUACGAACACCAUCGACACCCUAAACAUGCAGGUGGACCAGUUUGAGAGUGAGGUGGAGUCCCUGUCCGUGCAGACACGCAAGAAGAAAGGCGACAAGGAUAAGCAGGACCGGAUCGAGGGCCUGAAGCGGCACAUUGAGAAGCACCGGUACCACGUGCGCAUGCUAGAGACCAUCCUGCGCAUGUUGGACAAUGACUCCAUCCUGGUCGACGCCAUCCGCAAGAUCAAGGACGACGUGGAGUACUACGUCGACUCCUCCCAGUACCCUGACUUCGAGGAGAAUGAGUUCCUGUACGACGACCUGGACCUCGAGGACAUUCCACAGGCGCUGGUCGCCACCUCCCCCCCCAGCCACAGCCACAUGGAGGACGAGGUCUUCAACCAGUCGAGCAGCACGCCCACCUCCACCACCUCCAGCUCGCCCAUCCCUCCCAGCCCAGCCAACUGCACCACGGAAAACUCUGAGGAUGACAAGAAGAGAGGCCGAUCGACAGACAGUGAGGUCAGCCAGUCUCCAGCCAAAAACGGCUCCAAGCCUGUCCACAGCACCCAGCACCCUCAGUCCCCAGCUGUGCCACCCAGCUACCCCUCCGGCCCCCCGCCUGCCACCUCCACCCUGAGCACCACCCCUGGCAACAAUGGGGCCCCCGCCCCAGCAGCACCCCCAAGUGCCCUGGGCCCCAAGGCCAGUCCAGCUCCCAGCCACAACUCGGGCACUCCCGCCCCCUAUGCCCAGGCCGUGGCCCCGCCAGCCCCCAGUGGGCCCAGCACCGCGCAGCCCCGGCCGCCCAGCGUCCAGCCCGGUGGGGGCAGCAGCGGCAGUGGGGGCAGCGGGAGCAGCAGCGGCAGUAGUGGCAGCGGAGGUGCUGGCAAGCAGAACGGCGCCACCAGUUACAGUUCUGUGGUGGCGGACAGCCCGGCAGAGGCGGCUCUGAGCGGCAGCGGCAGCACCAGCAGCCAGGCCCUGGGCGCCCCAGCCGGCCCCCACAACCCGCCUCCCAACGCCUCAAAGGAACCCAGUGGGGCAGCUCCAGCGGGGGCUGGGGGCGUGGCCCCAGGCUCAGGGAACAGCAGUGGAGGACCCAGCCUCCUGGUGCCGCUGCCUGUGAAUCCCCCCAGCUCCCCGACACCCAGCUUUAGCGAGGCCAAGGCAACGGGGGCCCUGCUGAACGGGCCCCCGCAGUUCAGCACAGCCCCGGAGAUCAAGGCCCCCGAGCCUCUGAGUUCUCUGAAGUCCAUGGCGGAGCGGGCGGCCAUUGGCUCCACCAUCGAGGACGCUGUGCCGACGCUGCACCUGACCGAGCGAGCCCUGAAGAAGCAGUCGUGGAGGUUCCACACCAAGUACAUGAUGUGGUUCCAGAGGCACGAGGAGCCCAAGACCAUCACCGACGAGUUCGAGCAGGGCACCUACAUCUACUUCGACUACGAGAAGUGGGGCCAGCGGAAGAAGGAAGGCUUCACCUUCGAGUACCGCUACCUGGAGGACCGGGACCUCCAGUGA